Dimorphilus gyrociliatus is the source of this 3992-nucleotide messenger RNA. The record is from the annotation of a GenBank genome assembly. NCBI's taxonomy places the organism in Eukaryota, Metazoa, Annelida, Polychaeta, Dinophilidae.
AACAGAAAAUUUAUAUUUUACCAAAUAUUCACUUCCGUUAAAUAAAAAUGGUGAGAGACGUUUCAGCUUAUCUUUUCGAACAACAGAGGAAAUCUUCUAGCGAAGUAUCCCAGGAAUGGGCAGCCCUUGAGGAUUUGUACAAUAGGAAAUUAUGGCAUCAAUUAACAAUAAGACUACAAAAAUUUGUUAAAAACGCCCAACUGCAGCAGGGUGAUGCAAUAAUGCAGCUGUACCAAAACUUCAUAUCAGACUUUGAACACCGAAUGAAUCCUCUUGCUUUGGUAGAGAUUCUCAUCCCUGUGGCAAGGCAAAUGAAAGAUAAUACACAAGCUCUUGCAUUUAUUGAAAAGAUUCGAAAGGAAAAAGUAAAAAAUGAUAACGAGGCAGUUGUUUUAUGUCUUAUAACUGAAGGAAAUUAUUAUAUUUUAUUGAAUGAUACGGAUAAAGUUAAACAUGUUAUUGACGAGGCUGGAAACUUACUUGAAGAGCUAGAUGGUGUAACCUCAGUCCAUGCACCUUACUACGAGCUAUGUAGUAAUUUUCAUAAACGACAAGCUAAUCAUGCUGACUACUAUCGAGAUGCUUUGAGAUAUCUCGGUUGCAUAGAUGUGAAAACUUUAUCCAACCAAGAUCAAAUCGAAAGGGCUUUCAAUAUUGGACUAGCAGCUAUUUUGGGAAGUGGCAUUUAUAAUUUUGGUGAACUUUUACAACACGACAUCUUAGAAGCUUUAAGAAAAUCUGAUAAAUCCUGGCUCGUACAACUUCUGUUUGCUUUUAAUAGCGGCAAUAUAAGCCAAUAUCAGGAUCUAAAAGUUCAUUGGAGUAAGCAGCCUGACUUAAACGUAAAUGAAAAAUAUAUGAGACAGAAAAUCUCUUUGCUUUGUCUGAUGGAAAUGACUUUUAAAAGGCCAGCUACAGAAAGAGUUUUAAAUUUUUCUGAUAUCGCCAAAGAAACAGAUCUUAACAAAGGCGAAGUAGAACACCUAGUUAUGAGGGCUUUAUCAUUGAAACUUGUCAAGGGCUCAAUCGAUCAAGUCGAUCAAACAGUUCAUAUGAGCUGGGUUCAACCUAGAGUAUUGGAUAAAGAUCAGAUAAGAACGAUGGCUGACCGAUUAAACUCAUGGUGUGAUCAAGUCUCAUCAAUGGAGGCUUCAAGGAAAAGCACACCAGCUAAAAAAGAAAAGGUCAAUGCAUCAUGGGAGUGGUUAGAUGAAGAUGGUAAUUGGUAUAAAUUUACCGACCAUAUUAAUCAACAAUUAAAUCAAUCCUUUAGAGCUGGUAGUCCAUCUGCAACUGUACAAGAAUAUAUAAUAACCUUCAGAGAUAUGAUUGCAAGAAAAGAAGAAAGACAAUAUUAUUUGCGGUAUUUUCUAAACAAUGUAACGUGGAAAGUUGAAAAUCAUCAUCCAAUGAACGCAGAAAAUGUUGAACUGAUUGAAGCAGCGUUCAAGGCCAAGCAACCAUCAAUUCAACUCACAGGUGUCUACGUUGAAAAUGACGAAGAUGAUGACCUUGUUGAGAUAACGUUUGAUGAUAUGUAUGCGAUGGGCGGAAUUAUUGACAAUGAUAUUAAAAGAAUCGAGUCCGGUAGUAAAGCUGUACCCAAUCAGUCUGACAAGAUACCGGUAGACUCACAUAUUACAUGUCCUGAAUUAUACAAGGUAUAUGUUGAAGGUGAUGAUAUUUAUGAUGCAAUGCUCAACCAGACCAAUAUUGGUAAAAACAACAACAAGUUUUACGUUAUACAACUAUUAAUACAAAAAAGUGCCGCCUCAUAUUGCCUUUGGACACGAUGGGGAAGAGUUGGAGUCAAAGGACAGAGCAGUUUGAUUUCAUAUCAAAGCACUGACGAAGCAAAGAAAGCUUUUGAAAAAAAAAAUGAUAUCGUCGUACCUGGUGGUAAAAGCAUUCUUCGUUUAGAAUCUGCACCCGAUUCAGCUGAUGUAGCGAAAAAGCCAAAACUAGAAUGUUCUUGGCAAUGGCUUGAUUUAAAUAAUAAAUGGAAUAAGUUACCUGAUGAAGUAAAUGCUGAUAUCAAUGCAGCUUAUGAACAUGGAAAAAAAACUGUGAAAGUAUCAGGCUUCAAUAUAAAUUUUAAGAAUAUGAUCGCAAAGAAAGCUCGCAAAGAAAUUCAGUUAAGAUACCUUAUUGGUAUGACUAUUGAUAUUUUAAACAACUCCAUGAAAUUCACUAAUAAAUCAUUCCCUUUAGAUAACGAAAUUUGGCAAAUAGAAAAUGUAAAGACGCUCUCGGCAUAUAAUGUAACUCGGAUAUCGGAAGCAUUAAAAACGAAGGAAAGCACGGUUGAUAUUACAGAUCUUCAUCUUGAAAACGGUGAAUUGGAAGAAUUAGCAACUGUUGAUUUCGAUUGUAUGACAGCCGUUGGAGAAUCUGUAGAAGAUAAACUUAAAAAAAUAACGUCAGAUGUCACAGUAACAAAAACUUUCGACGAAGAUGGUCUUGAUGUAAAAACAGAAACAAAGGAAACAGAUGAGAAACCUAUCACUAAGUCAACCAAAACAUAUAGAAUGGAAGUUGGAAAAAUACCAGUAGACCCGGAAAUUUCGAAUCCUGAGAUAUACGAGGUCUAUGUUGAAGGUGAUGAUAUUUAUGACGCAAUGCUCAACCAGACAAAUGUGAAUCAUAACAAUAACAAAUUUUACAUUAUUCAACUAUUAAAACAAAAAUCUGCUUCCUCAUAUUGUGUUUGGACACGAUGGGGAAGAGUUGGAGUCAAAGGACAGACCAAUCUUGCACGAUCUUCCCUGGAUGGCGCAAAAAAAACUUUUGAAAAAAAGUUUUAUGAUAAAACAAGGAAUCAAUGGUCGAGUCGAAAGUCAUUUGUCAAAAUACAAGGAAAAUAUGAUCUUGUUCAUAUAGACUACAGUACUGAUACGGCUAAACCAGAAGUAGCAAAUCCAAAACCAGGAAUAAAAACAGAAAUUCGAGAAUCAUCUCUAGAUAAACCAGUACAAGACCUUAUCAAGCUUAUUAGCGAUGUCAAAGCUAUGGAAGCAGCUGUUGUUGAAUUAAAAUAUGAUGCUGAAAAAGCUCCAUUGGGUAAACUCACCCCUAAUCAAAUUAAGGCUGGUUUUGCUGCUUUAAAGAGUGUUGUUGAGUGCAUUGAAGGAAAGUCAAAAACAUCUCUGGUUGACGCUUGUAGUAACUUUUACACUAAAAUACCACAUAAUUUCGGAAUGAAGAGACCUCCACUAAUAAGUACUAUGCAAGAAGUGAAAACUAAACUACAGUUGCUCGAGACUCUAGGUGAUAUUGAAAUUGCUAUGAACGUUCUAAAGAAUGUGGAUGAAGGUGAAAAUCCGAUCGAUUCACACUAUAAAUCAUUACGAUGUGAUCUUAAACUAAUAAAGCAAGAAUCUAAUGAGUUCAAGAUUAUCAAUGAGUAUAUGCAAAAUACUCACGCAAAGACGCAUCGUCAAUAUGAUUUGGAAAUAAAAGAAAUUUUCGAAGUAGAAAGAGAUGGAGAGGAUAAAGUAUAUAAUGAUGUUGGAAACAAAAUGCUUUUAUGGCAUGGAUCUCGACUAACCAACUGGGUUGGAAUUCUUAGCAAAGGACUUCGAAUAGCACCACCUGAAGCGCCUGUUACUGGCUAUAUGUUCGGAAAAGGCGUUUAUUUUGCUGACAUGUCUAGCAAGAGUGCUAACUACUGCUUUGCAAAUAAGGUAAAUUCAACAGGACUACUAUUACUUUGCGAAGUAGCACUGGGCGAAACUUGCAAAAAAUUCGCGGCCGAUUAUAAUGCAUCAAAUUUACCAAAAGGAAUGUCAAGCACUCAUGGAGUUGGUAGAACAGCUCCAGAUCCGAAAGUUGUUAAAAAACUAAAUGACGUCAUUGUACCUUGCGGUAAAGGUGUUGAUAAUCCGCUAAUUGGAUCAACUAAAACAUCUCUAAUGUACAACGAGUAUAUUGUAUACGAUGUUCAACAAAUAAGAAUGAAAUAUCUGAUACGAACAAAUUUCAAAUUCAAAUAG